Molecule: messenger RNA, 522 nt
Organism: Pestalotiopsis fici W106-1
Lineage: Eukaryota; Fungi; Ascomycota; Sordariomycetes; Amphisphaeriales; Sporocadaceae
Product: Ras-related protein Rab-6A
Exons: 4
Coding region: 1-522 (173 amino acids)
Molecular function (GO): GTP binding; GTPase activity
Source: RefSeq, a predicted model, not a curated record
AUGUACGACUCGUUCGACAACAUGUACCAAGCCACCAUUGGCAUCGACUUCCUCUCCAAGGCAAGCACCCACUACCGGACUGUACGGUUGCAACUCUGGGAUACGGCAGGACAGGAGAGAUUUAGAAGUUUGAUCCCCUCGUACAUCAGAGACUCGAGCGUGGCUGUUGUUGUGUACGACAUCUCAAAUGCAAAGUCGUUCCAGAACACAAAGAAGUGGAUAGACGAUGUGCGGGCCGAGCGAGGCAACGAUGUAAUUAUCGUGCUAGUCGGCAACAAGACUGAUCUUAACGACAAACGUGAGGUUACAACACAGCAGGGAGAAGACGAGGCCAAGAAGAACAACCUCAUGUUUGUGGAGACGAGCGCAAAGCUCGGCCACAAUGUCAAGACUUUGUUCCGGAGAAUAGCUCAGGCUCUGCCAGGAAUGGAGGGCACUGAUGCCGCUGGGCAAGCAGCAUCUCAGAUGAUUGAUGUCAAGACGAACACUCAAGCCCCGCAGCAGGAAGGCUGCUCCUGCUAA